Messenger RNA from Zea mays, 3252 nucleotides. RefSeq lists its product as uncharacterized. Bases 732 to 2672 code for a protein of 646 amino acids. The transcript has 17 exons. NCBI's taxonomy places the organism in Eukaryota, Viridiplantae, Streptophyta, Magnoliopsida, Poales, Poaceae. Gene Ontology annotation, cellular component: membrane; chloroplast. The record is from RefSeq and is a predicted model, not a curated record. Gene Ontology annotation, molecular function: antiporter activity. Gene Ontology annotation, biological process: potassium ion transport; proton transmembrane transport.
CCAGCGCCGGGGACAGCGAGAGGCGGACGAAGCCCCGCGCGGCGCUCCGGUCGCCUCAACAUCUUAUCCAUCCACCCAGCUCUCCUCCGACUUCGCCAAGCCCCGCAGCCAGAUAAAAAGUACGGCCUCCCCUCCGGCGCGCGAACGCGACACGGCGCAGUGUCUCCUCGCCCUCCGGUGGUCCUCGUGCGCGCGCACCGACACGUCCCGGCGAACCGCUCCGUUGUCCGUUCCGGUAGUUUCGGUACGCGCGCCGCUCGCCUUGGCGCCAUGGCGUCGGCUGCCGCUUCGGCGGCGGCGGCGCUGGCGCGGCACGUCCUCCUCCCCCCGCGCUACCACGCGUCGCCGCCCUCCGCCGCUCGCCGGGCCCGCGCCGCGCCCGCGCUCACCUCGGCGUCGCCCCGCUGCGUCCUCCGUCGCGUGGGUAGGACGCCCCGGUACGGGACGACCGGGAAGAAGAGGACUAGGCGCUUCGGGGCUCCGCGCGCGGGGAUGGACAUGGACCUGGCCAGCGGCGCCGUCGAGGUGAUCAACGACCUGGGCUUCGACACGCUCACCUUCCUCGGCGUCACGGUCCUCGUCGUCCCCGCCUUCCGCGUCGUCAAGGCCAGCCCAGUGAAAUUCUCGGCUUCUUCUGCGCCGGCGUCGUGCUCAACCAGUUCGGCCUCAUCAGGAACCUCACCGACGUUAAGCUGCUCUCCGAGUGGGGAAUCCUUUUCCUGCUGUUUGAGAUGGGGCUGGAGCUCUCCCUCUCUCGCCUCAAGGCUCUUGCGAGGUACGCCUUUGGGAUGGGCUUGCCUCAGGUUCUUUUGUCAACCCUUGCUUUCACGGCGUUCGAGCUUCCUCCUAAUGAUGCCAUAGGAACAAAGAUAUUGCAGUUUCUCUUUGAUUCAAGACCUGAUCUUGUGAACAUCAGGAGUAUCGAUGAAGCAAUAGUAAUUGGAGCUGCCCUCUCACUAUCUUCAUCUGCUUUUGUUCUCCAGCUUCUUGCCGAGAAAGGUGAACUUCCAACAAGAUUUGGUUCAGCUACACUGGGAAUUCUUCUCCUGCAGGACAUUGCAGUUGUCCCCCUGUUGGUCAUACUCCCUGUGCUGGAGAGUCAGAAUAUUAUAGAGCAAAGUGUGUGGCCAAUUUUACUAGCUGAGAGCUUAAAGGCACUGGGCGGGCUUGGCUUACUUUCCCUUGGUGGGAAAUACUUCAUAAGACGUGUCUUUGAGUUUGUUGCAGAGUCAAGGAGUUCAGAGGCAUUUGUUGCGCUCUGUCUUCUUACAGUCGCAGGGACAUCACUUAUCACCCAGAAGCUGGGAUUUAGUGAUACAUUGGGUGCAUUUCUGGCUGGAGCCAUUCUUGCAGAAACAAAUUUCCGGACACAAAUUGAAGCUGACAUAAGGCCAUUCAGGGGCUUGUUGCUUGGGCUGUUCUUUGUGACUACAGGGACUUCCAUUGACAUGCAGCUUCUCAUCCGGGAGUGGCCUAAUGUUCUGUCACUGUUGGGGGGUCUUAUUGUAAUCAAGACACUGAUAAUCACCGCAAUUGGGCCUAGAGUCGGGUUAACUCUUAAAGAAAGUGUAAGGAUAGGGCUGCUACUUUCUCAAGGAGGCGAGUUUGGAUUUGUGGUGUUUUCUUUGGCAAACAGGCUCGGUGUCCUACCACUUGAGUUGAAUAAACUGCUUAUAAUUGUUGUUGUGCUGUCGAUGGCAUUAACUCCCUUACUCAAUGAAGUUGGAAGAAGAGUAGCAGGGAUGAUUGAUGAAAGAUCUGAAGAAAAAGAAAAGCCUGCUGAGAUGGUGAAUUAUGGUGCCACUGAACCUGUUGUAAUUCUUGGUUUUGGAGAGAUGGGACAGGUGCUUGCUAAAUUUUUAUCUGCACCAUUGUCAUUUGGAAUUGAGAAAGACACAGAAGGAUGGCCAUAUGUUGCAUUCGAUCUGAAUCCUGUUGUUGUAAAGUCAGCUAGAAAAUCAGGAUUUCCUGUGCUAUUCGGAGAUGGUUCACGCCCUGCAGUUCUGCAAUCUGCUGGCAUAACGUUUCCAAAAGCUAUCAUGGUUAUGUAUACUGGAAAGGAAAAAACAAUUGAGUCUGUAAGCAGAUUGCGUCAAGCUUUCACUGCGGUUCCGAUAUACGCUAGAGCUCAAGACCUCUCACAUUUGUUAGAUCUUAAGAAAGCAGGCGCAACAGACGUUGUCCUGGAAAAUGCCGAGACCAGCUUGCAGCUAGGUUCAAUACUUUUGAAAGGACUGGGCGUCAUGUCUGAUGAUGUAUCCUUCUUGAGUAAGCUUGUGAGGGACUCAAUGGAGCUACAAGCUCAGGAAGCACUGAAAGACAUUGGGGACCAAGAAGUUGAUAUUAUGAAGCCUCUUCAGGUAAGAGUGUCAGAUUUAGUGGAGAGCAAUGGUAAUAGUUCAAGAAUGGUAGCCCCAGAGCAGUCGUUAAGUCUAAGUAGCCGCCCAGACAUAAAGGCAAUAAAACCACCAGUGGCGAAUGGGAUACCUGAUAUGAAGGUGGAAAAUGACAAGACAGGAUACGAUUUUGACAGGGUGGAUUCUGAAAAUGGUGUGACAUACUGUCUAUUGGAAUCUGAUGACCAAAGCGAUGAAGCCUCCAGUACAAGCAAGGAAAUGAUCGAUCAGUCUGCUGAUACAAGGGUUAAUGUCAAUGAUAAGAAGAUACUCUAGCUCUACUUGUAGGAUCAAGUUCAUUGGUGAUUGGCUGAUCGCUGGGCUGAUCAGAACUGCCGCAUUUCUUGCAGCUCCUAUAGGUUUCUUGAAGCACUUCUAAAGACUGCAAUACUGCAUUUAAGUUCCUGGUACAUGGAGUCCUACAGAAUAGCAACCAUAAACACUUGUGUCAUGUGGAGAUAUUGCGGAACCGACCAGCCGUGCAGCAAAUCUAAAGGCUGAAAAUACUGAGCUUGAGUUGUGCAGGUGUACAGCAGAUCUAAAGCCAUGCAGCAACCAUAAACAGUUGAAGAUUUUCAGCUGGCAAAUUUGCCAACGCAGCUGAGUGCAUGCAUGGCUUUGGCAGGAUCCGGUUGUAACUAGCAACAUUUCAGAAUUUAGAAUAUCAUUUUUUCACAGCUCAGAUUAUAUUUGACUGAAGCCACAACAUAAUAAAGGGACUUCCAUUGAUAGAUACAUUCUUGUACAAUAUCUGUAUCUGAUUCCUAGUGUGUACUAGAUGGUACAUACCUGAGCAGUUUAUUAUGUAUCAUCAUCAUCCAAUAAAGUGCUGAACUAAAUUUUGGGUAUUGAUCAA